AUGGUUGUCCUGAGGAAAAGACAUGUGCAGAAAAGGAAAUAUGCACUCAUCUGUCUGUGCAUUGUUGGAUUCAUCAUAUUCUACAGAUACCUCAGAGUGCCAGCAGGGGGACGGAGGAUAAGCAGGAAAGUGGGCUUGAGCUCCAACUCCUCGCAGUUCACCCUGGGGGGAGAGCCCUUCCAAAUCAUCGGGGGAUCCAUCCAGUACUUCCGUGUGCCCCGGGCAUACUGGAGGGACCGGCUGAUGAAAAUGAAGGCCUGUGGCAUCAACACACUUACUACGUAUGUGCCAUGGAGUCUGCACCAGCCAGAGAGAGGAUCCUUCAACUUCAAAACGCAGCUGGAUUUGGUAGCCUACAUCAGUCUUGCUGCUGAAUUGGAAUUGUGGGUAAUUUUACGUCCAGGGCCGUACAUAUCUUCUGAGCUGGAUCUCGGAGGACUACCGAGCUGGCUGCUCCAAGACGACAGCAUGAGACUGAGGACGACUUACCCAGGCUUCACUCAAGCUGUCAACACUUUCUUUGACAAACUUAUACCAAAAGUGGUUCCACUGCAGUUUAAGAAAGGCGGUCCCAUUAUCGCAGUGCAGGUGGAAAAUGAGUACGGAUCCUUUGCAAAGGAUGAAAGUUACAUGCCUUUUGUCAAAGAGGCUUUACAGUCCAGAGGGAUCAGCGAGCUCCUACUUACAUCAGACAACCGCAAUGCAUUAAUGUCGGGGGGUGUUAUUGGAGCCAUCAGAUCAGUGAAGCUGCAGAAGCUAAGUCAAAGAGACAUCCAGGAUCUGAAUGCUAUCCAGCCCAACAGCCCUAGCAUCGUCAUGGACUAUUGGACUGGCUGGUAUGACGUGUGGGGUGACCUCCACCAUGUGCUUCCUCCUGAGGAUAUGGUGUCCACCAUCAGGGAAAUCCUGAGACGAGGCAUGUCUGUCAACCUCUACAUGUUCCAUGGAGGCUCCAGCUUUGGCUUCAUGAGCGGAGCACUCACUAAUCCGUCCUACAAAGCACUGGUCACCAGCUAUGAUUAUGAUGCUCCCUUGUCUGAAGCUGGGGAGUACACUCCAAAGUACCAUCUCCUUAGGGAUCUACUUCACCGCUUCAACAGAGUUGAGAGUUUCCCUGACCUGCCAACCCUGCAUUACAGAGAGGCUUAUGAACCAGCUAUCAUGUACCAGCACCUGUCAUUAUGGGAUGCUCUGAGCUUCACUGAGGGACCAUUUAAGUCACUCAGGCCAGUAAACAUGGAGAGUCUUCCUGUGAACAACGGGAAUGGCCAGUCGUUUGGGUACACACUGUAUGAGACCACCAUCACCAGCGGAGGAUUCUUAAAGUCUGGAGACAAUGUCCGAGACAGAGCCUUAGUGUUUGUUGACAGAAACUACAUUGGCCUUUUCAAGCGCCAGAGCAUGGAGCUGGCGGUUCCUGAUGGUAAGGAGCGGCGAACCUUGAGUUUGCUGGUGGAGAACUGUGGACGAGGUCACCAGGGAAGGGACCUUGACAAACAACAUAAAGGCCUUCUGGGAGACAUUUUAUUAAACAAUAUCCCCUUGCGGAAUUUUACAAUAUACAGUCUGGAUAUGAAACCCAGCUUUAUUGAUAGUCUUUAUCAGGCACCAUGGAAAUCUCUUCCUGAGAAUCCCAGCUUCCCUGGAUUUUUCAUGGGGAGGAUGUUUGCGUACGGGUAUCCCAGUGACACUUUUGUGAAGCUGCCAGGCUGGGAGAAAGGGGUUGUGUUUAUCAAUGGGCUGAAUCUGGGCCGAUACUGGUCCAUCGGACCCCAGCAGGCUCUCUACCUCCCAAGUCCCUUUCUCAACGGUGGAAUCAACCAGGUCAUUGUGUUUGAGGAGCAAGAGGGAGACUUCAAGGUCCAAUUUGAGGACACACCUGAUCUUGGCAUGGCAGCAGACAUCCAGUGA
Platichthys flesus (European flounder) is the source of this 1911-nucleotide messenger RNA. Its product is annotated as beta-galactosidase-1-like protein 2. The coding region runs from base 1 to 1911 and encodes 636 amino acids. NCBI's taxonomy places the organism in Eukaryota, Metazoa, Chordata, Actinopteri, Pleuronectiformes, Pleuronectidae. The transcript has 19 exons. The record is from RefSeq and is a predicted model, not a curated record. Gene Ontology annotation, cellular component: vacuole. Gene Ontology annotation, molecular function: beta-galactosidase activity. Gene Ontology annotation, biological process: carbohydrate metabolic process.